AGAGAAAUGAGAGAGGUUUGGGAGCUCCAUGGGCAAACACGAGGUCCUGAUGUGUUAGUUCACGCUGGUUCUCCGGCAAGUUGGUGCCACCGUUCAGGAUUCCUCAAGUUUUCAGUUGAAGCUGUUUCCGCUGCUCUUGUUUUAGUCGCUGCAAGUCCAUCUUCUUCGGCCGUUUUCAGGUUGGCCCAUCACUGAGGGUCUCAAAGGACAAGCCGGACAAGAUCCAAGAUUCCUGCAACUUUCCUGAUUGCCACGUCCUGCUCAAAGACUUCUGCCCCCCCCCACGUACAUCCUCCUCUAUCCGUCUGACUCCCUCUUGCUCAGCAAUCCCCCACAUGAGUCCCUCCUCUAGUUCUGGCCUCAUUCUCUUAUUGUAGCUCUGUUCCUCCACUCCCCCUCUCCUUUACCUGUCCAAGAAGGACAGACUUGGCUUCUCCUCGCUGCCACGGCGCCCUUCCCUGUCUCUCCUGAUCCCUCUGUUCCCCUCAUGGGCUCCAUAUCAGAGAGCAGCAGCAUCACGUUCCCCGUAUCCUCCCUGGGAGCCUCUCUCCACCCCUGAACACCUCGCCGACACCCGCGUUAGCACCGACCACAAUGGAGCAGAAAGAUACGGUAAUGUCGAGCAUGCUGGCAGUGAACAAAAAGUUCAGUGAGGGGAAGAGGGACGAGGGGAGCGAGGACGUGGAGGGACGAGAGGAGCAGACGCAGCAGGACGGAUCUAAACCCGUGCUGGCCGACGGAGGACCCGACAAGACCCUCACCUCCGGCUCCGGCCCGCAGGUGUCCAACGGGUUCACCACGUCCACCCCUCAGAGCCCCAGGGAGGGAGCGGGGACCGCGCUGGGCACGGCGGGUCCCGCCUCCGGGCCCGGAGGGGGGACGGGGUCCUCGGGGCCCCCGGGGCCACCGGGAGGCCUGAGGACUCUGGUGGUCCAGCAGACCAGCCUGGAGAGGCCCAGAGAGACCUGGAGCAAGAAGAUGGACUUCCUGCUGUCUGUGAUCGGCUACGCUGUGGACCUGGGAAACGUGUGGCGCUUCCCGUACAUCUGCUACCAAAACGGAGGAGGUGCCUUCCUGCUGCCCUACCUGCUGAUGGCCGUGUUCGGAGGCGUGCCGCUGUUCUACAUGGAGCUGGCGCUGGGCCAGUACCACCGCAGCGGCUGCAUCUCCAUAUGGAAACACAUCUGCCCCAUCUUCAAAGGGAUUGGCUUUGCGAUCUGCAUCAUAGCUCUGUACGUAGCCUUCUACUACAACACCAUCAUGGCUUGGGCCCUUUACUACCUGCUGUCCUCCUUCCGCUCCACCCUGCCCUGGACCACCUGCACCAACAGCUGGAACACGGGCAACUGCCAACGCUACAUGUCCUCCGACCAGAACGUGUCCUGGUCCAACCUGUCCACGUCCCCCGCCGAGGAGUUCUAUACUCGCCAGGUGCUGCAGGUCCAUCUCUCGCCAGGUCUGCACCAACUGGGUUCUGUCAGCUGGCAACUGGCCCUCUGUCUGCUCUUCAUCUUCACUAUUGUCUAUUUCAGCAUUUGGAAAGGAGUCAAAACAUCUGGAAAGGUGGUUUGGGUGACUGCUACAUUUCCCUAUCUGGUCCUCUUCGUGCUGCUCAUCCGAGGGGCCACUCUGCCCGGGGCCUGGCGGGGCGUCGUCUUCUAUCUCAAGCCUGACUGGGAGAAGCUGCUCAGCACUACGGUGUGGAUUGAUGCAGCAGCGCAGAUAUUCUUCUCUCUGGGCCCGGGCUUCGGCGUGCUGCUCGCCUUCGCCAGCUACAAUCCGUUCCACAACAACUGCUACAAAGAUGCUUUGGUCACCAGCUCAGUGAACUGUCUGACCAGCUUCCUCUCAGGCUUCGUCAUCUUCACCGUGCUGGGUUACAUGGCCGAGAUGAGGCAGCAAAGUGUGGACGCCGUGGCCAAGGAUGCAGGCCCGAGUCUGUUGUUCAUCAUUUAUGCAGAAGCCAUUGCAAACAUGCCUGCCGCCACGUUCUUCGCCAUCAUCUUCUUCCUCAUGAUCAUAAUGUUGGGUCUGGAUAGCACGUUCGCAGGCUUGGAGGGGGUAAUCACAGCAAUGCUCGACGAGUUCCCUCACAUCCUGGCCAAGAGACGAGAGUUGUUUGUGUUUGGCCUCGUCUGCGUCUGCUACGUCGGGGCUCUGUCCACACUCACAUAUGGCGGAGCAUUCGUGGUGAAGCUGUUUGAGGAGUACGCUACCGGCCCGGCGGUGAUCACUGUGGUGCUGCUCGAAGUCAUCGCUGUUUCCUGGUUCUACGGUACCAACCGUUUCUGCAACGACAUUCAGGUGAUGCUCGGCUUCUACCCAGGGUGUUUCUGGAGGGUCUGCUGGGUGGCCAUCUGCCCCUGCUUCCUUCUGUUCAUCAUCAUCAGCUUCCUGGCCUUCCCUCCAGAAGUCAGGUUGUUCAACUAUCUCUACCCACCAUGGGCGACUGCCCUGGGCUACUGCAUCGGGGUUUCCUCAUUCAUCUGCGUGCCAGCAUACAUGGUCUACCACUUGCUUAAUGCAAAAGGCACAUUCAAGCAGCGUUUGUUAAAAAGCAUCACUCCAGAGCCCAACCCCGACAACAACAGAGACUUCAUUGUGACCAACGCAAUCUGACCAAGCGUUUCGGCGAAUAAAAAAAGGCGCUGCUCAAACUACCUGAAGCGCCCUCUUCUGGACAGUCUGCAAAACUACAGGACAAGGGGGCUACUUCUCACCGUCAUUGCCUCUUUUCAUACUUCACUCGUUCCUCUCUCUCCCGUGGGAUUAAGUCAGGCUGAUUUUCUUUAGCUUGGUUUGGUUUUUGAUGGUGGUUCAAAGAUAUUUUUGUGGUUCUACAUGCAAAGCCGCUGCUGAAGGUUGGAUGAUUAUACGCGACGGUCCACUCUCACUAUUUAAGGCUGUGUUUUUCAUAUUAUCUUGUUAAGUUAUGCAUUCCAAAAUAUGUAGCAAAAUUCAGGUAUCUUUUACAUCUGUUACUGAAGCCAAAUAAGAGAUCUGUUCUGUUCCUGUUUCCGUAUCGUAGCUGUUGUCAUGCUGUGUCGACUGUCAGCCUGUGUUCAUCUGGUGGCAACUUGGACAAAACGACAGAUUUGCAAGGAGGUCCCUACACUGUGAAGCACUGUCUGCUCGGGAUGUGAAUGGGGGUGCGUGUGACUGUGCGUGCAUGUGUGAAACAUAGACUGUUAUUAUAUCCA
Molecule: messenger RNA, 3200 nt
Organism: Cololabis saira (Pacific saury)
Lineage: Eukaryota; Metazoa; Chordata; Actinopteri; Beloniformes; Belonidae
Gene: slc6a4a
Product: solute carrier family 6 member 4a
Exons: 14
Coding region: 595-2619 (674 amino acids)
Biological process (GO): sodium ion transmembrane transport; serotonin uptake
Cellular component (GO): membrane; neuron projection
Molecular function (GO): serotonin binding; serotonin:sodium:chloride symporter activity
Source: RefSeq, a predicted model, not a curated record